AUGGCUGAGCUGAAAAAGAGAACCCGCUCGAGCUCCGUCAGGAAGGGUGUCCAGUCCGUCGCUGACAAGGCCGCCUCCAUGCUCCCCCAUAUGCCCCACAUGCCUCACAUGUCCCUCGAUCUCGAAGGCAUCGACGCCGCCAUUCUCCACAAGCUCGACACCCUCCUCCAAAAGAUCGAAUCAAAACUCAGAUCCAUCGAGGCCCCAUCCCUCGAAAAGGUCGAUCUCACCCUCCGCCAGCUCGAAGAGACCUAUGCCACCCUCGAGAUGCCUUCCCUCGACGACAAAAUCCACGCAACCCUCAAGAUCAUGGAACAAACCUACCAGCACGCCCUCCAGGCAAAGUCGACCCUCAAGGACAAGCUCAGCACAGCCAUCUCCAUCCUCGAGGACAAGUACGUCGAGCUCGAACAGACCUCGUUCGAGCGCAUGGACGACGCUAUGGACAUGCUCGAAAAGGUCGACAGCCGUGCUAUUAUUGACUACACUAUCGACACCAUCGACGCCCCUCGGCGGGCUGCACUCGCUGGCGCCAAGAGGCUGUUGCGUUUCGAGGAAUUGCCUGAGCAGUGGCAGGAGAACAAGUACAUCCUCUCGGGCUAUCGCUUCCUCUCCUCAAAGACACAGUGCUUCAAGUCCAUCUUUUACGUCCACAACGAGUCUGGCAACAUCUGGACCCAUCUCCUCGGCUUCUUUUACUUCUUGGCCGUCGGCAUCUACUUCUUUUCAGGAUCCAACCCAUACUUUUCGACGACGACCAUGACCCCAACAUAUAACCUGCCCUAUGUGCCCGCAGACGGAUAUGACAAGCUGGUCUUCCUUGUCUUUUUCUUGGCUGUGUACAAGUGUCUCCUCAUGUCUUCGCUCUGGCACACAUUUGCUCAGAUUGCACAUGAAGGCACGAUGAAGUGCAUGGCCUGUCUGGAUUAUGUCGGUAUUUCGAUCUUGAUUGCCGCCAGUGUUGUUGUGACCGAGUACUAUGGUUUUUACUGCGAGUCGACCUUCCGCAACUCGUACAUUGCUGCCACCGCCCUGUUUGGUGUCGCUGGUAUUGUCGUCCCUUGGUUGUCCUGGUUCGAUCAAAAAGCGUCAGCCUUGUUGCCUGUCUUCCACUUGAUGCUGAUCCAGGGCGCUGCCCCCACGGUGGAGUGGAUCUUCCCUCUCCUCAAGUCGAUGGGCUCUUAUCUCCUGGGAGUCUUUGUCUAUGCCAACCAGUACCCCGAGAAGCUGUUCCCCGGACGGUUCGAUCACCUGGGUUCCUCUCACCAGUUGUGGCAUCUGUGCGUCCUUGGAGGUGUGUACUUUAAUUUCUCUGCUGCACUUUCCUUCUGGGAGCGUCGGUAUGAGUUUGGGUGCCCCUCUGGUUGGGAUGGCAUUGCCCCCGUUGGUGGUUUGGUCCCCUUCUCGUAA
Linnemannia hyalina is the source of this 1410-nucleotide messenger RNA. The record is from the annotation of a GenBank genome assembly. Lineage: Eukaryota; Fungi; Mortierellomycota; Mortierellomycetes; Mortierellales; Mortierellaceae.